Rhododendron vialii is the source of this 2412-nucleotide messenger RNA. RefSeq names its product translation factor GUF1 homolog, chloroplastic. NCBI's taxonomy places the organism in Eukaryota, Viridiplantae, Streptophyta, Magnoliopsida, Ericales, Ericaceae. Gene Ontology annotation, molecular function: GTP binding; GTPase activity; ribosome binding. The transcript has 22 exons. Gene Ontology annotation, biological process: positive regulation of translation. Bases 68 to 2155 code for a protein of 695 amino acids. The record is from RefSeq and is a predicted model, not a curated record.
CCUCCCGUGAGGAUCAAAAUUCACAACAAAGGCAAAUUCUAUCUGCAAAAAUCUCCUCUCCUCUCAUAUGGCCAAUGUGGCGUUUUGCCGCUCCCUCAAACUUCCCUUAUCCGAUAACACACCACCGCCACAGCACCACCGGCACCAAACUAGAAGAACCCCUUCACUCUCCCUCUAUAGAUGCCAUAUCCCUGGAAAAGCAAGUAUUUUUCAUUCCGAUAAUAAUGCCAGAGCUAAGGCUCGGCCUAGGCUUCGCAUCUCUUGCCAGGCUAUUGAUUUACAACAAUCAAAAGAAGGCUCUGACAUCGAAUUCUCUAUCACUGCUGGUGGUCAAGAUCGUCUUCUCAAGGUUCCUACGUCAAAUAUCAGAAAUUUCAGCAUUAUUGCACAUAUUGAUCAUGGAAAAUCAACAUUGGCAGAUAAUUUGCUUCAAAUGACUGGUACUGUGCAAAGGCGAGAGAUGAAGGAGCAGUUUCUCGAUAACAUGGAUCUAGAGAGAGAAAGGGGCAUCACUAUCAAACUUCAGGCAGCUCGAAUGCGCUUUAUUUAUGAAAAUAAAGCGUAUUGCCUAAAUCUUAUUGAUACACCGGGGCAUGUGGACUUCUCUUAUGAGGUUUCACGAUCUCUUGCUGCGUGUGAGGGUGCUCUUUUGGUUGUGGACGCUUCUCAGGGAGUUGAAGCUCAGACGCUAGCUAAUGUUUAUAUGGCAUUGGAAAACAACCUAGAAAUAAUCCCAGUUUUGAAUAAAAUAGAUUUACCAGGUGCUGAACCAAGUCGUGUUUCCCAGGAGAUUGAAGAGGUUAUUGGUUUAGAUUGUAGUAACGCAAUCCACUGCUCAGCAAAGGAGGGAAUAGGUAUUUUUGAAAUUUUGAAUGCGAUUGUUCAAAGGAUCCCCCCACCUCUUGAUACUACUAAAAGACCUUUGAGGGCUUUAAUAUUUGAUAGUUACUAUGAUGCUUAUAGAGGUGUUAUAGUGUAUUUUCGAGUAGUUGAUGGUACUAUAAAGAAAGGUGACAGAAUUGUUUUUAUGGCCAGUGACAAGGAUUAUUACGCAGAUGAGAUUGGAGUUUUGUCUCCGAAUCAAUUGCAAGUUGAUGAAUUAUAUGCUGGUGAGGUGGGUUAUCUCUCAGCUUCCAUACGAUCAGUGGCAGAUGCUAGGGUGGGUGACACUGUAACGCAUUACAGUAGACGAGCAGAACAAUCAUUGCCUGGAUACAAACAAGCCACUCCAAUGGUGUUUUGUGGCCUAUUUCCAGUUGAUGCAAACCAGUUCUCGGAGUUACGUGAUGCAUUGGAGAAGCUGCAACUCAAUGAUGCUGCAUUGGAGUUUGAACCUGAAACCUCAAGUGCCAUGGGUUUGGGCUUUCGAUGUGGUUUUUUGGGGCUUCUUCAUAUGGAAAUUGUUCAGGAAAGGCUUGAGAGGGAAUACAAUUUGACACUAAUAACUACUGCUCCCAGUGUUGUAUACAGAGUAAACUGUACAAAUGGUGAUACUGUCGAGUGUUCAAAUCCAUCUUUACUUCCUGAAGCUGGGAAAAGGAGGUCAAUUGAAGAGCCUAUUGUAAAGAUUGAGAUGCUCACUCCAAAAGACUACGUUGGCACACUUAUGGACCUUGCUCAAAAACGGCGAGGAGAGUUCAAAGAAAUGAAAUUCAUUACUGAGAAUAGAGCUUCGAUCACCUAUAUGUUGCCUUUAGCAGAGAUGGUUGGGGAUUUUUUUGAUCAGCUGAAGUCCAGAAGUAAGGGUUAUGCUAGCAUGGAUUACUCUUUUGUCGGGUACAAGGAAAGUGAAUUGAUAAAGCUUGACAUUCUGAUUAAUGGUGAUAUUGUGGAACCUUUGGCAACUAUUGUGCACAAAGAGAAGGCAUACACUGUAGGGAGGGCUUUGACUCAGAAGCUAAAAGAACUUAUUCCGCAACAGUUAUUUAAAGUUCCCAUCCAAGCAUGCAUAGGUGCUAAAGUUAUAGCUAGUGAAGCAUUGUCCGCAAUGAGAAAGGAUGUUCUAGCGAAAUGCUAUGGUGGUGACAUUACGAGGAAAAUGAAAUUGCUCAAGAAGCAGGCUGAAGGGAAGAAAAGAAUGAAGUCAUUCGGCAAAGUUGAUGUACCUCAAGAAGCAUUCAUGGCAGUACUUAAACUCGAGAAGGAGGUGUUGUGAUCAUAUUAUGUAACAGGCUAACAGCUGAUAUAGAUAAACGUUCAAGUCUGUAUAUUAUGGACAGAAUGUUCAGGUUCCUUAUUGCUUUGUAUUGAUCGUUAGGAACUGAGAGUUUGGUAGUUUACAUUGGGUAUAUAUGGUUCAGAACUUUCAGGCCAACAGUAGGACUGUCAUCACUGCCCUCUGAUUAAAGAGAAAGUGUUGCUUUUGUAUAGCAAUUUCCAGUUCAUUAAUUUAAGCUAAUGUUUUCCAGUAAA